UCUUUCUACCGCUGAUCACAAAGAGAUGGUGCAAGUUACAUGCAGCCAGUGGACUGUAGCAGCUCUGUUGUUAGUCACCGGCAUUUUUAUACCUGGCAAAGCGCAAGAGAAUCCGUGUGGUCAAUAUGGACGUUGUUUGCCACCAUUAACCUUCCAGCUACCGAACUUAUUUGGAUGCUAUUUUUAUAACCUGUUCGUUUUUGGAGGAUCCUGCAACACCCCACCUACUACCACUUGUCAGUGCGUUUGCCUGCCUGGUUUUAAGAAGGACGCAGGUGGCAUUUGUGUAGACAUCAACGAAUGUGCAAUAGAAUUUCCAUUCGGACUACGAGUUUGCAUAGGGAGAAAUUGUGUGAACACUAUAGGGAGCUUCUUAUGUACCAAUGACCAAGACGAGUGUUCCUUGGGUACUGACAACUGUGCAGAAAAUGCCACAUGCACAAACACUGUUGGCAGUUUCACUUGUUCUUGUUUGCCUGGUUUCACUGGUGAUGGCACAACAUGUGUUAAUUCUGACGAGUGUUCCUUGGGUACAGACAACUGUGCAGAAAAUGCAACAUGUACAGACACUGUUGGCAGUUUCAGUUGUUCUUGUUUAGCUGGCUUCACUGGUGAUGGCACAACAUGUAAUAAUUUGGACGAGUGUUCCUUGGGUACAGACAACUGUGCAGAAAAUGCCACAUGUACAGACACUGUUGGCAGUUUUAGUUGUUCUUGUUUGGCUGGUUUUACUGGUGACGGCACAACAUGUAAUAAUUUGGACGAGUGUUCCUUGGGUACAGACAACUGUGCAGAAAAUGCCACAUGUACAGACACUGUUGGCAGUUUCAGUUGUUCUUGUUUGGCUGGUUUUACUGGUGACGGCACAACAUGUAAUAAUUUGGACGAGUGUUCCUUGGGUACAGACAACUGUGCAGAAAAUGCCACAUGUACAGACACUGUUGGCAGUUUCAGUUGUUCUUGUUUAGCUGGCUUCACUGGUGAUGGCACAACAUGUAAUAAUCUGGACGAGUGUUCCUUGGGUACAGACAACUGUGCAGAAAAUGCCACAUGUACAGACACUGUUGGCAGUUUCAGUUGUUCUUGUUUACCUGGCUUCACUGGUGAUGGCACAAAAUGUAAUGAUGUGGACGAGUGUACCUUGGGUACUGACAACUGUGCAGAAAAUGCCACAUGUACAGACACUGUUGGCAGUUUCAGUUGUUCUUGUUUACCUGGCUUCACUGGUGAUGGCACAAAAUGUAAUGAUGUGGACGAGUGUACCUUGGGUACUGACAACUGUGCAGAAAAUGCCACAUGUACAGACACUGUUGGCAGUUUCAGUUGUUCUUGUUUACCUGGCUUCACUGGUGAUGGCACAAAAUGUAAUGAUGUGGACGAGUGUACCUUGGGUACUGACAACUGUGCAGAAAAUGCCACAUGUACAGACACUGUUGGCAGUUUCAGUUGUUCUUGUUUAGCCGGCUUCACUGGUGAUGGCACAACAUGUAAUAAUUUGGACGAGUGUUUCUUGGGUACAGAUAACUGUGCAGAAAAUGCCACAUGUACAGACACUGUUGGCAGUUUUAGUUGUUCUUGUUUACCUGGCUUCUCAGGUGAUGGCAUCAUAUGUGUUGAUACUAGAACUUGCCCAGGGGGUCCACCUGGAAGCGAAUUCUGGAUAAAAUCAAGCGAUGGUACCAAAUGUUUCCAGUUCUUUAGUGACCAAUUAGAUUAUGCCGGUGCCAAGGCACAAUGUGUUACAAAUGUUACAGGAAGCACACUGGCUAUCAUAUUGAGCGAAUCUCAAAAUUCUGACGUAGAGGCCCUCAUUCCAGCUGUAACAACUUCUGUCAAAAAUUGGAUUGGAUUGGAACAGUCAACCCCUGGUACUUGGGCGUGGAUGGACGGCUCCUCAACUGCAGGGUACAUUAAUUGGAAUGGGAACAACGGCGGGACGGCGCCCUCGAAUGCUGCUAAAGCUUGCGGUGCUAUAAACAACAAACAAGGUAAUAAGAAGUGGAAGGAGCAAACAUGUAGCGAACCAGGGCAGUAUAUUUGUGAAGUGACUCUUAAUUAAAAUGUAAUGGUAUCGUUAAGUUGCGUUGAAAGUGGAAGCAUUUGAGUUGUUGUUCCUGUCGACUUCUUUGCUGGCCUGAUGAGAGAUAUACACAUAUAGCUGUUUAUUGGUGUAAAAAGUACAUGAAUUGACGUAUCAACUUUAUGAGCUCAAGAUUCUAAAGGUGGUUCAUUGAUUUUUAUGACCUACCCCUGUAUUUAUACAUUUCUAUCCAAGUGGUUUAUGUACACUUUUACCCCAGAAAAUUGGUCCAUAUAUUUAGACUUAGCGAAAACCCUUAGGGCUUCGUAUACCAUAUUGCAUGAUUGAUUCAAAAUUAUUUACAUGUUGGUAGAUACUGCAAUAACAAUGUUUAAACACAUUCAGUAUUGUCCUGAUCAAUGUAGUGCUCAAAUUUGUGUAGUAGAGAAUCAGUGAAUUUGGAACAAUGAACAAAACUAUCAAUAUUUAAGUGAUUUGCCCCCCCAAAAAGAUUUACAUUUAAAAAAGUGGAAUGAUCUUUUGAUAUUGCUCAUUUUGUGACACGAUAAUAGCUCACUAUAUAUUUUGCCAUAAUUCCCAUCACUUCCCUUGCUUUGUAUGUAACAGUAAAUCAUAAAUGGACGAGACGUGCGCCAAAGCUGCUCGAGAUUCUAAAUUGUAAAAUUGCAGAAUUUGCGCUAAGAUAUUGGAGUGUGCAUUGUAUGAUGAAAACGAAGCUAUAUAUAUUUUUUACAAAUCUACCUGAAACCAAUGCAACUCCAAAUUCCGCAGUUAGCUACUGUGGAGACACAAUCGAUGAAUCCACUUCUCUAGGUUAUGGAACACUAGUCAUUUCUAGUUUAAAGAUGCAUAUGAAGUCAAUUUUUGGCCACGAAGGCCAGACAAAUGUGAGCAUAUAGUUUCACGUAGUAUAAUUAAGAGAUUUACGAAAAUUAAACAAGGCAUUGUUUAAAUUUAGCGGAAAAAUGAUAUUUGAACGGAUUUAUCUGGUAGCAUUCUAUGCUGUAUAUCAAUGGGGCA
Lingula anatina is the source of this 3061-nucleotide messenger RNA. RefSeq lists its product as uncharacterized. Gene Ontology annotation, molecular function: heparin binding; calcium ion binding. Lineage: Eukaryota; Metazoa; Brachiopoda; Lingulata; Lingulida; Lingulidae. The record is from RefSeq and is a predicted model, not a curated record.